Topomyia yanbarensis is the source of this 1152-nucleotide messenger RNA. RefSeq names its product gustatory receptor 8a (gene Gr8a). NCBI's taxonomy places the organism in Eukaryota, Metazoa, Arthropoda, Insecta, Diptera, Culicidae. The coding region runs from base 66 to 1067 and encodes 333 amino acids. The record is from RefSeq and is a predicted model, not a curated record. Gene Ontology annotation, biological process: sensory perception of taste. Gene Ontology annotation, cellular component: membrane. The transcript is spliced from 2 exons.
CUUUUAGAAUCUCCCGAUGGACUUAUGUUUGUUGGGUGGUUCAUUUUACCACCGCCUUACUAUUGAUGAUCACGGCCCGCUGCUUCCAUAGCAUCAUUUUCAAUAGCCAAUCUAGCGUUGGUCAUGUCAACGACAUACUGAAAUUCAGCAGCGGUAUUAUGACAGUGGUAGUGACCCUGGCGGAGAAAUUGACGAAACAAAGGUCUCAAAUGGAAACCUGGCGUCUGCUUGAACAAAUGGGGAUGGAUCACGGCUGUAAUUUUGGACUACUGAAUCAAACGACGUUCAACAGGGUGCUUCGCCGAUUCAGUAUAAAGUUCUGGUUGUACUUGAUUUUAUCAUCGGCAAUUGAAGUUCGUGUCAUGAGCGGCAUCGGAUAUAAUAUUCAAUGGAUGAAUUUUUGGGCGUACAAUAUUUACCCUUCAACCUUUUGCCGGCUGCUUCAUCUGUCCCACAUGCUACAGAUUGAUUUUCUCGCGGAAAACGUGAAAGUUUUAGCUCAAAAUCUUAUCGAUCUCAAAGAUACUAUGAACGAUGGUCCUGCCCACUGUAAUGAGUACAGCACUGGUCAUGAUACUUUGCUUCAAGUGGGCGUAAGUCGAUUGUUGGAUUCAAAGAAAGUUUACGGUGUUCUGUGGAAAAUCUGUACGGUUAUAAAUGAACUUUUUACCUGGAGUCAAGUUUUCAAUAUUACGAGCAAUUUUAUACAACUUUCCUGUGAUUUAUAUUGGGUGAUGAUUGAUUUCAUUAGAAAAGCCCAGUUUAUUGAAGAAGUUUUAGAACUAGCUAUGUGUCUCGUCCCUGCUCCUGUUAUAAUUAUGAUGCUCUUACAAUCGGCCGAUCAUUGUAAAUUCCUAAGCUCAAAUGUUGGGCCUUUGCUACAUGAAAUUCCGAAGCACGGCUAUCCUGAGCUUUACGAAGUAGUUUUCUAUUAUUCGAUGCAAAUUGAUCAACAGCCAAUUAAACUGGCGGUAUACGACUUGAUGAAUAUCGAUUACACGCUUUUGAUUAGAAUCGCAAUUGGAAUUGCUACAUACAUGGUCAUAUUCAUUCAACUUAGUAUCUAAAUUUGUGAAAAACUGGCAUGCAUCGGAGGAACACUUGUUGCAGCGAUUAAUGUUAGUUGAGGUUGAUUUCCAUUUACAUUUAUGA